Messenger RNA from Lolium perenne, 465 nucleotides. RefSeq names its product small ribosomal subunit protein uS14. Gene Ontology annotation, cellular component: cytosolic small ribosomal subunit; ribosome. Gene Ontology annotation, molecular function: structural constituent of ribosome; zinc ion binding. Gene Ontology annotation, biological process: cytoplasmic translation. The record is from RefSeq and is a predicted model, not a curated record. Lineage: Eukaryota; Viridiplantae; Streptophyta; Magnoliopsida; Poales; Poaceae.
CUAUAUAGCCUCGCCAUCUCCUCGCGCCGCCGCCGCCCCUCAAAUCGCAUCGAGUUCGCGAGCCGCCGUUCACCAGAAAGGAAGCGCUCGGAGAAGAAGAAGAAGAUGGGUCACGACAACGUGUGGAACUCCCACCCCAAGAACUACGGCCCCGGCUCCCGCGUCUGCCGGGUCUGUGGCAACUCUCAUGGUCUGAUCAGGAAGUACGGCCUCAUGUGCUGCAGGCAGUGCUUCCGCAGCAACGCCAAGGACAUUGGCUUCAUCAAGUACCGUUGAAGACUCUUCUUGUCUGACUGAGAUCUGUACCUGCAUCAGAGGAAUGGAUCCUUCAGUGAAGGCUUAAUUUAUAUGCUUUAGCUUUUUGUUCAGAGUACUAUGCUAGUAAGCUUGUUGAAGUUUUGGUGAGAACCAUGUGGCUGUUAAAGUGACUAUGUGAUCAAAAUUGAAGUAAUUUCUUGUAUUCGA